AUGGCUUCAGAAGAACACGUACAGAGGUUUGAGACCCUCCAGGUCCAUGCAGGACAAGCCCCAGAUCCCAAUACAAAGUCUCGCGCUGUUCCUAUCUAUCAGUCCACCUCCUUCACCUUCAAUGACUCGGCCCACGGCGCGAGGCUGUUUGGUCUCAAAGAAUUCGGGAACAUCUACAGCCGAAUCAUGAACCCUACAGUCGAAGUGUUUGAAAAGCGAGUCGCAGCUCUCGAAGGUGGCGUCGCUGCUGUGGCUACCUCGUCUGGUCAAGCUGCUCAGUUCCUUGCUAUCAGUGCCCUUGCCCAUGCCGGAGACAACAUUGUCUCAACUUCCAACCUCUACGGUGGCACCUAUAAUCAGUUCAAGGUCUUCUUCCCUCGACUGGGCAUCAAUACCAAAUUUGUCACCUCCGAAACCCCUGAAGCUAUCGCAGCCGCCAUCGAUGGCAAGACUAAAGCUGUCUAUGUCGAGACCAUCGGAAACCCUAGGUAUAAUGUACCGGACUUUGAAGCCAUCGCCAAAGUUGCUCAUGAGAAGGGCGUGCCUGUGGUGGUAGACAACACAUUUGGUGCAGGUGGCUACUUUGCUCAGCCCUUCAAGCAUGGUGCCGACAUUAUCGUACACAGUGCAACGAAAUGGAUUGGCGGCCACGGCACCUCAAUCGGUGGUGUCAUCGUUGAUUCGGGUAAAUUUGACUGGGCCGCCAAUGCAAAGAGAUUCCCCCAAUUCAACGACCCUGCACCUGGCUAUCACGGUCUGAAAUUUGUCGAUACAUUUGGUCCGAUAGCCUUUAUCAUCCGAGUCCGAGUGGAAAUCUUGCGCGAUGUUGGAGCAUGCCUCUCACCCUUCAAUGCCCAACAGUUCAUUCUUGGCCUCGAGACAUUGAGCUUGAGAUGUGAACGACAUGGCGAGAAUGCUCUGAAACUGGCCAAAUGGCUAGAGACACGGCCAGAAGUUGCAUGGGUGUCAUACCCUGGACUUGAAAACCACCCAAGCCACCAGCUUGCGAAGAAAUACCUUCCCCGCGGCUUCGGAGGUGUUUUGUCAUUCGGUGUGAAGGGGGGAGCUGAAGCUGGUUCACAGGUGGUGGAUGGAUUCAAGUUGGUCUCAAACCUUGCAAAUGUGGGAGAUGCAAAGACACUCGCAAUCCAUCCUUGGUCGACGACACACGAACAGCUUGAAGAGCAGGAGCGAUUAGACUCGGGAGUGACUCCAGAUGCUAUCCGUAUCUCGGUGGGAAUCGAACACAUUGAUGACAUUAUUCAAGAUUUCACUCAGAGCUUUGAAGCAAGUUCAGCUGCUGGCAAGGAGGGAGGAGCAGAUAAGGGCAAUGCCACGAUUCAGCCGAAGCCAUCGACUGAAGGAACACUCAGUGGGGCUACCUGA
Molecule: messenger RNA, 1386 nt
Organism: Exophiala aquamarina CBS 119918
Lineage: Eukaryota; Fungi; Ascomycota; Eurotiomycetes; Chaetothyriales; Herpotrichiellaceae
Product: O-acetylhomoserine (thiol)-lyase
Exons: 2
Coding region: 1-1386 (461 amino acids)
Biological process (GO): transsulfuration
Molecular function (GO): pyridoxal phosphate binding; transferase activity, transferring alkyl or aryl (other than methyl) groups
Source: RefSeq, a predicted model, not a curated record